Molecule: messenger RNA, 673 nt
Organism: Melanaphis sacchari
Lineage: Eukaryota; Metazoa; Arthropoda; Insecta; Hemiptera; Aphididae
Exons: 1
Coding region: 121-564 (147 amino acids)
Source: RefSeq, a predicted model, not a curated record
UGAUCCAUAACGUAUUCAUAUACGAUCGCGACGCCGUCGAUUACCGCAGUUUUAAGUAUAAUAUCUGUCCUUAUAUUGUUCAAUUGUGUUUAUCGAAAGUCGAGACAUUCAAAAAUCAAAAUGAACUCUUUCGGCCUUAUCACAUUGGUGGCAUUGUCAGCAGCGCUGUCGUGUUCGGCUUACUACUACAGAACCUUGUCACCGAUAACGCUUUGCUUGAAGAACGACUUCUCGUGGUGUACCAACGUAACGUACCCUAAUGGAUGUGUGAACAUGAACACGGUGGUCAUGAAUAACACCGGAAAUGCCGAAAAUAUCACCACCACCAGUUAUGUGACCGCAUUCAAGACUAUCGAGGCAAUAAUAAUGGUCGACAUCGACAGCACUGAGGAAAAAUGCAUCGUACUGUAUGACACGUACAACUGCCAGGGCCAAAGUAUAGUGCUCAAUGGUUCCAAACACCCAUCGGCAAGACUCGAGGAUUUCGGUUUCUCCAAUCGGGCAGAGUCCUAUAGACAAUGCACUGAUCGGGUGCUCACCUAUCUCCGGGACAACCAAAAUUAGAAUAACGGUAUUACGAACAACGGCCAUUCACGUAAUUUUUUCAUGAUUUGUGAUACUAAAAAAUAUUAUAUACACCCAGUAUAAUUACUUAUCGUCAUUUAUGUUAAAA